Molecule: messenger RNA, 5919 nt
Organism: Pomacea canaliculata
Lineage: Eukaryota; Metazoa; Mollusca; Gastropoda; Architaenioglossa; Ampullariidae
Product: poly(U)-binding-splicing factor PUF60-like
Exons: 13
Coding region: 3299-5182 (627 amino acids)
Biological process (GO): mRNA splice site recognition; alternative mRNA splicing, via spliceosome; regulation of alternative mRNA splicing, via spliceosome
Cellular component (GO): precatalytic spliceosome; catalytic step 2 spliceosome
Molecular function (GO): RNA binding
Source: RefSeq, a predicted model, not a curated record
CUUAUGAAUGAACCUGCUGUUGAAGAGUGUAUGGGCCUGAACCUGCUCAGAAGGGUUUUGCAGGAAGACAUCUUAUUCUCUGUUCUUGUUAAUGUAUUGUCAAAAGAAGUGAAGUGUAAUAUGUGUGCGUGGUAGAUCAUUAAUUUGUAUGCUUUCAUAACUUUCUAACAACAAAAUUAGUUUUUCCCAAAGAAUUUGGAAUUUGCUGAAGCUGUGGUAUUAUGCUAAAAUAUAAAAAAAACUUCUAUUUUAAUUAGUUAUUAAACGUUUUAAGCUUUUUUCCUAAAUCUGUUUAAAACAAAAACAUUUAAAGGAACAUUGCAGUCUCGGGUAUUCUGUUUUCUGAAGUGUGCUACUCGCUCGCUCUCAUCAGUUCAUGUCAAGAGCUGCCAAAGCAGUUUUUUAAGGUUUUUGUUUUUAUGUAUGCCUAUUUAAAAAAAAGUUUUUUCAAAGGCUGGGUUUGAAACCUUGUUUGCGAUUAAUAUGCUAAGAAUUUUGGUGUGUGUUUGUGUUGUCUUUAUGAUCUCAGGGCUGCACAUCACUAGAUCAUGAAGUCUGGGCUGCUGUCACAAGCUGGGGGAUGUUCACUUCAGCCUUUUAUCAUCUUUCAGAGAUUGUGUUCAGAGCAUCUAGAAGUUCUUUUUUUCUCUCAAAUUGAAAAUUCUAAACAUUUUAUCAAGAAAACAUUUAUGAUCCGUUCUCCGCAAUGAUUGAAACUUUAAAAGCAACAGAAGGGAGUUAGGAAUAGGUGUGAAGAAUAAAUGUAAGAUUCAAAGUAGGAUUAAACUAUUGAACAUUAUGCAAGUUAUUUGUGAUCUUGCAGCUUGCAUAGACUCAAAACUGCGUUUUAAAAUAAAAAAUUUCAGUAUUAACAUUAUGUAAAUUAAAACAGUCUAGGUUUUUUUCCAUCCUUAGCUUUUAAUUCCAAUGCAUGGUGUUCCUGCUUUUUUUUUUUUUUUUAAAAUAAGGCCAUGAUAAACUUUUGUACUAAAGCAUAUUCCUCUGUGUUUGAAAAAUUACUGUUGCAGAGGUGAUUUUCAAUCCCAGAUGCCCCUUGCAUAUGCAGAAAACAUACCGUGGCCGGUGCGAGCAACAUGCAGUUGUCAACACCAGUCUUGUUUCUUCAGAUCGCAGCUAGUCAAUGUUCUAUUUUGUGAAGUUUAUCUUUGGUGCUUAUGUGGCUGGACUUUUCUUUUCAUCUGUUCUUUGUGUCGAAGUGGUGUGAUGUGAGCAUGUCAUGCCUGAAAAUGUGUGAAAGAUAAACCAGAUAUUUGCACACAUUAAAUUGGCAGGCUAUUGGCAAAGAAUUCACUCCAGAUUUACCUUGUGCCAAAUUUAAAAUAGUGUACGGUAAGGUCUCUAAAUGCUUGUCCUAAUUUCGUACAUCAAAGUUCAGUGAAUUUUUAUAGAAGAAAUUUGAACAUUAACUGCUUUGUCAGGAAUGUUGAACUGUCUUCGUUGUGAAAGGAUAUAUGGAACAAAGUUUUUGGGGUCUUAGUUGCAUUACGGACAUAUUACAAGAAGCUUUAGACAGGUUUCAUAAGCAGUUUUUGUUGCUUUUUAUAACACUGCUGAAGGGGAAGUAGGUAAGUACUAGUGUCGAAUGAGAGGGGCUCACGUGCAAGCUUGUUAGUAUCUGUACAGUAUCAGUAUCUUUCCUUGGUUGACCCAGCUGCUGAAUAGGGUACCUGACGGAGGGAGAAGUGCCAGCCUUAGAAAAAUCUAGCCCCAAGAAAAGCAUUUUAUAUAACAUGUCCCCCUUAAAACUGACAGGCAAACAUUGUUGCUUUUGCCUGUUAAAAUUGUGUAAGUAAAAUACAGUAGAAAACAUUUAAGUUUGUGAAGUGAUUGGUUUAAAGUUUCCCAUGCCCAUUCCUACUGCUGCCUACAGGCAAGUUCUAACCAGGAAUGAUUUUUGUGUAUAGUGGAUAACUGUGUGCUGUCAUUAGUGAGUUUUUGAUUGUGUUUGGAUUUUGAGCUGAAGUUAAAGGAAAGUGCACAGCUAGUUGAUGCGAGCUGCCAUUGUUGUUUCAGUACCUUCUGCAUCUGUUUACAAGCCAGAUGGUUUGGAAAUGUCGACAGCUUGAUGAAUUUCCUACUCGGGGAGUCUGGCCAUUCAACUUUAAAUAAUUUUUUGUCGUUUCAUAAAUUAAAAUUGAAAUUGAAAACUUUCACUAGAUACAUUUCUUUCAGGAUCAAGUAUCAGGCAGUUUGUUGGUCUGUGCAGAUUACAAUGGGCAGGGGUGCUGUUUCGUGUUGUAUACAAGAUGCAAGCAGUUUAACAAUGGACUUACAAGAAACUAGAGCAUGGGAGUCAUACCUAAAUUUUGAAGAUCAGAAAAUUGCCCUUAUCCCUUUUUUUGAUAUCCAAGUGACUUGCAAUUUAUGAAUGUUCAAACUAUUUUAGAAGCAAUAGGCACCUUCCACUCUUGAGGUUUGAACCAUUUUUUUUUUUUUUUUUUUUUUUUUCUUGCAGCCUUUGGGAUCAUGCUUUGCCUGUUAUUGAGGUGAAAGCUGAAAGAAAAAAUGCUAUAUAAAUAAUGAGUUAUACAUAAUUCUGUGCUUUGAAAAGACUUCAGAUUUUGCCUUUUACCUGUGUUUAGAGCAUGUGUCCAGCAUCCAAGUGAAAAUUUGAAUGACUUGAAAGUUGUUAGUCUUUGCUCAAUAUGACAGAUCUGAUGGCUAGAAUGAAGACAUUAGUUAUGAGUAAAAGCACAUUGCAAAAAUUGUGAUGAUUCUUGGAAAAAAUUCAAGUACAAAACUUUAUUAUUAUUAUUAUUUUAUGAUCAUUGUUAUUUAAAAUUUUAUCUUUAUCUGAAAGUUCCGUUUAACUAAUCUGGAAUGUACUCCUUUCAUAAAUUGCAAGUCACCUGUAUGGAAUUCCCAAAUCUUAUUUUCUUUUAGGAAUAUGGUGCCAACUGUACAUUAGGGUGAAGACUUAAAGGAUUCCUUUGAAGAGGCAGAAUUCUUCAAAGCUGUACAAUUAUUUCAUCACCCCAAAGUAAUAAAAUCAUUCUGGCUUAGUGGCAUAAAGUGGGAAGAGGCUAUAGCAGCACUGUUGGAGAAAGACUAUACCGUUUUACCCUGGAGAUCCCCCUUCGCUAUCUAAUGCCAUAUUUUCUUCUGUUUUUCUGUGUGUUUCAAGCAGUAUUGCGAGCACAUAUUCACAUCCUCCAUUCAGCCAGCUGUUUUUUGGAACGUUUCUAGCCCAAAGAACUGUAGCCUGUAAUAGGCCAGGGCAUCGACUUUAUAAAAAGGAAAAUGCGUGCGAGCUGUGUCUGUGGAAUCGGGCCCACAGAUGGAGCAGGAUGGACCUGUUGUAGAAGGCCCAGGAGCCAAGCGGGAUGUAAAGCCAUUUUCCCUCCCAAAGUUAACUUCAUCACAGGAGGAAGAUAUCAAACGAGCCAAGAAGUAUGCCAUGGAGCAGAGCAUCAAAAGUGUCUUGGUGCGCCAGACUAUUCAGCACCAGCAGCAGCAAAUGCAGAAUUUCCAGAACACUGUUCAAAGACAACAAGCUUUAGCCCUUAUGUGUCGGAUCUAUGUAGGCAGUAUCAAUUUUGAGAUCAAAGAAGACACUAUCAAGCAGGCCUUCCUUCCAUUUGGCCCUAUAAAAAGUGUCAAUCUGUCUUGGGAUCCGAUCACAAACAAGCAUAAGGGCUUCGCCUUCAUCGAGUACGAGGUGCCUGAAGCCGCCCAGCUAGCCCUCGAACAGAUGAAUGGCGUUAUGAUUGGCGGCCGGAAUAUCAAGGUGGUGGGACGGCCAAGCAAUAUGCCUCAGGCCCAACCCAUUAUUGAGCAGCUUGCUUUGGAGGCUACACAUUUCAACAGGAUAUAUGUUGCUUCCAUUCAUUCUGACCUCUCAGAGAGUGAUAUUCAGAGUGUCUUUGAAGCAUUUGGGAAAAUCAAGUCUUGCAAAUUGGCUCCAGAUCCUAGCAAACCUGGUAAACAUAAAGGAUAUGGUUUUAUAGAAUACGAGACGCCACAAGCUCAGGCAGAUGCUGUAGCAUCAAUGAAUCUGUUUGACCUUGGUGGCCAAUAUCUGAGAGUUGGAAAGGCAAUCACACCUCCAGAUGCUCUUGCACCAAGUCAUGGACCGACCAGUAUGCCCACAGCUGCAGCUGUUGCUAUUGCAGCCACAACAGCAAAGAUUCAAGCAAUGGAUGCUCAGCAGCAAGUUACAGGACUGGGUCCUCCUGGACUAGCCAUGCCCACAUUAGGUGGGCCUGCAGUGGUUGCACCAACAUCACUAUCAACACCACCACACCAACCUCUGCAGCCUCCACAGCCUCUUCCUGCAUCUGUGACUGCUGUGACAGCUCCCUUUGCUGCAGCUGCUGGAAACCCUCAUAUGCACCAUCCCGGAUUGAUGCCAGCAACAUUGACUCCAGCUGGCAUGCCACUGACUCCAAGUGCUGCUGCAUCCCUCUUAACACCUCUUAGGCCAGGUACACCAGGCCUGGGGCUGCCAGUGAUGCCUCCACCCAUUAUGACUACAAGUGCAGGGAACAUGGGAAGAGGUAUUGGGCCAAUGGGUGUUGGCAGUGAAAGGUUAAGAUUCCCGGCUCAAAAUGCAAGUGGCUGUCUUCCGCAUCCUUUGAACCAAGCAUUAAUGAACCUCAACCUUCCUGAAGUAUUCAUGUCUGCCACAGCAGCAGUAUUAGCUACAGGGCUGCGGCAUAUGUUGGAGCAAAAGGCAGCUGCUGCAGCAGCUGCUGCUGCUCCUCCACAGCCCCCAAUGACAAUUCUUCCCCCAAAAAAUGAGGAAGAAGAAAAAAAACAGGAAGAAGAAGCACCAUUAACACUGGACCAACAGGAGAACUUGAAGAUCAGUGGGAGCAAUGCACGGCAUAUGGUCAUGCAGAAGCUUAUGAGGCAGGCUGAGCACACAGUCAUGGUGCUAAGGAACAUGGUGGGAGUGGAGGACCUAGAUGAUGAUCUCAAGGAUGAGGUCACAGAUGAAUGUGAAAAGUUUGGCAAAGUGAAACGGGUUAUCAUCUAUCAAGAAAAACAGAGCGAAGAAGAAGAUGCAGAAGUUAUUGUGAAGAUCUUUGUGGAAUUCACAUCACAUGAUGAGGUUGAAAGAGCUGUAGCAGCAUUAAAUGGUCGUUUCUUUGGUGGGCGGAUGUUAACAGCUGAGAAAUAUGAUCAGGAAAUGUUUAAUUCCAAUGACUUAUCAGGGUGAGACGUUGUUUCAAGACUGUUGUGAAGGCUAAAUCAAUGCUAGGCAGUAAGAAAUGGCUUAUUAUAAAAGAAUAUCGCAAGCCAUAUGGAAAGUCCAGUUCCUGCUACAUGAAGAUUAAAACCUGCUAAAUAGCAAUGAUCGUCAGUUUGAUCUGCAGUGUGAAGACAGUUCAGCCAUGUUGGCUUUAGACAAGAAUUCUUCCAGACUUGAGGCACUUAUUUUUGCUGAACUGUAAGUGCUUAUUGCUGUUUGUGUACCCUUUAAACAGGGUAGUUUGUUUAGUGAGAGCAGAUGGCUCGUGCAUGGCCACACUCAUGGCAGGUUAUUAGAUGCUCCAUGUGGGGUGUGUGGCCUUUCCACAUGUUGUAUUUGUCCUUCACAUCACUGUUGUAACUAACAGCAUUGGAGGGCUUGGAUCUUGACCAAGGGGGAAAAGGCAAAGAGUGUGUUUAAGUGUGAAUAGGUCAAGAGAUCACAUUUUCAGGGUAUGUGACAAGAAGCUUCUGUGUGAGAAUGCACAUUGUGGGUAUAGGUUUUGCUUUUCAUGCAAAACAAAAGACAAACACAAAAAACUGUUUAAGGCUGACGCAAGGUGAGAGGUGUGAAUCUGUAUAUUGUUUGUGGUACAGACAGUUCUGAUGGUUGAUGUUGAGCUUUGAUGCUGACAUUACAGUGUUUGAGUAUUUGAAUAAAUGUGGAGAUGAGUGCUAUUAAAGUUACCAAAGCUUGUUUUAAAA